Molecule: messenger RNA, 724 nt
Organism: Anoplophora glabripennis (Asian longhorned beetle)
Lineage: Eukaryota; Metazoa; Arthropoda; Insecta; Coleoptera; Cerambycidae
Exons: 2
Coding region: 90-707 (205 amino acids)
Biological process (GO): DNA recombination; DNA integration
Molecular function (GO): DNA binding
Source: RefSeq, a predicted model, not a curated record
AAGCGAAAACUUUUUCUGGCGAAGAUAUCAAUAACUUUUUAACUAAAGCAUCUGAUGAUAAAUACCUAGCAACAAAGGUUGCUUUAAUAAUGGGAGUAAUGGGUGCAUGCAGAAGUAAUGAGUUGUAUGAAAUGAAAAUAAGCCAUUUACAAGAUUUUGGAUCAGCUUUUUUGGUUAAUGUGCCAAAUACUAAGACAAAAAUUUGCCGAAAAUUUACUGUUACGGAUAACUUUUACAAAAUAUGCAAGACAUAUAUAAGUCUUCGACCAAGUCAUGUAACCAGUGACACAUUCUUUUUAAAUUUCCAAAAUGGUAAAUGUACAACUCAGAGAAUUGGGAUAAACAAAUUUACAAAAAUGGGAAAGGAUAUCGCUGCUUUCCUCAAAUUGCCGAAUCCAGAACAAUAUUCUGGGCACAGUUUCCGCAGAUCUUCUGCAACAAUACUGGUUGACGCAGGCGGGGAUAUUACUGCUCUCAAAAGACACGGUGGAUGGAAGUCCACCGCCGUAGCAGAAGGCUACAUAGACGAAUCCGUCAAAAAUAAAACCAAUACGGCCAACAAAAUAUCAUCUUCAAUUCAACCAAAACUAAACCAAACGAAUUCAAAUGUUUCAAGUCACCAAAACAUUAGUUUUGAUGUUAAUUCUAUCCCUCCGAUUAACUUCACCAAUUGUUCAAAUAUUACAAUUAUUAAUAACAUAAACUAAACUUCACCUUGUGAAUA